AUAAAAAGCUGAUCAAGCUUUCAAUCCCUCUGGUUGAUGUCAAUGAUGAAAUGCCUGUUAUAAAAAACCAGCCUUAUCCAUAUCUGGCUGCAAUCCCUCGGGAGCCUGAACCGGGCCACACUGUGUAUGUCCUUCUAGCAGAAGAUCCUGACACAGAUUCAGAUCUGGAGUAUGCCAUUCCUGAUUAUGCUGGUGCCGAUGUGAGGAACUUUUUUACAGUAGAGCAGGUGGAAGAUGGUACAGGUGGUGACAGAAUAGUGGAAGGACAAAUCAGAAUCCCCAGACGUACUAGAUUCAUCUUAGGAAGCAGCUACCUGAUUCCGGUGACAGUCAGAGACAGGAAACAGCCCAAGAGCCAAGUGGUAACUGUGGAAGUCAACGUGACUGUUGGACCACGAGCCCCUCAGUUCUUCCAGCAGAAAUAUGAGGGCUGGAUCUAUGAGACCAAGAAUACCAACACUCCGGUUUUCUCACAGUCUGGUGAGCAGCUGGCAGUUCAGGUUCACCAGUUUCAGCAGAAUUACCCCAAGUCCUUUCGGAUCUUGGAUGAGAAUGGCAAAGAGUCUACUUUAUUCCGAAUUGAUGAGAAAGGCAUUAUCUACAACAAAGAUGUGUUAGAUUUUGACGUUCAGCAAACUCAGCGACCACCAAAGUUCAAACUCCAAGUCAAGGUCAGAGAGAUGUCAGACAAUGGAGAUUUGGUGCAGACAGUUCCUCUGGAGAUCCUCUUGAAAGAUGUCAAUGACAACCCACCAAGAUUUCAGCUUACACAGUAUCUGAAAACUAUUCGGGAGGACUUGGAAGUUGGGAAGACAGUUCUGUCUGUGCUAGCUGAAGACAGUGACUCUGGUGACAAUGCCAUUGUUAAAUAUGAACUGGAUAAUCCUUACUUUCAAAUCAAGAAAGUUGGCAAAGAAGGGGUUAUAACUGUUAAAGAUAAACUGGACUUUGACGCCUUCCCAGGACCCACCUACAAAUUUAUUGUAUAUGCCAAAGAUGCUGGCACCCCAGUUUUGUCGAGUUCAGUGGAUGUUACGAUUACCACAACUAAUGUGAACGAUGAGAAGCCAGUGUUUGUUCCGUCAGGGACACUUGUUUUACGAGAUGUGGUGCCAGCUAAUUUUAUCCUGACAAGACUGCGAGCAACUGAUGCUGAUGGUGAUAAUGUCAAAUUUUAUUUUACUCCUCGGGCAGAAAAAUAUGAGAUUUUUAACAUCAAACCUUCUUCGGGCAUCAUCAAAGUGAUCGGAGAAGUUCCUUCUAACAGGAACUCUUACGCUCUGAACAUUAGUGCUGUGGAUGAUGGCUCCUGCUGUGGUGGAACUGUACAGUUAGAGAGCACUGCUGUCUUUCUAGUGGAUAUUGUGGAUUCCGUCAACCAGAAGCCAUUUUUCAAGAACUGCCUGGAGUAUUCACAAAUGGCUACGUUUAAGGAGGAGUCUGAACCAGGGACUCCAGUGAUCAAGGUGGUUGCUAGUGAUCCGGACAGAGGACUGAAUGGGGUCAUUGACUAUUCCAUUGAGUCUCCGUCUACAUUGUUGGCUGAUGCCCCGUUUGACAUUGAUAAAUCUUCAGGCCAGAUAACAGUGAAGUCAAAAGUGAACAGAGAGGCAUUGGAUAAAGACUACAUUCAGGUGACAGUGAAAGGAUCAGACAAAGCCCAGACGCCACAAGAGGGCUGGUGUACCUUCCGUGUGGCUGUCCAGGACAUUAAUGAUAAUUCUCCUGUGUUUAAUUCUCUCAGUUACAGUGAAAAGAUUUCAACAAAUGCUCAAAUCAAUCGGGUGAUCCUUCGUGUCGGGGCAACAGACAGAGACAUUGGAGAAAACGCCAGGAUUUCCUACUCCAUGGUACAGGAUGGCGGUGGUGUCUUUGGGAUCUACAAGGAAAGUGGUCUCAUCUUUUUGAAGUCCCACUUGACAGCUUCGAAAACUGAGUACAAUUUGUUGGUGAAAGCUGAAGAUAAUGGAAACCCACCAAGAGAGGGCACUGUGAUGGUCAGAAUUGAGGUUGCAACUGAAACCAGUGAACCACCCAAGUUUGAUCCAGACCCUACAUCUUAUUCAUAUUCCUAUAAAAUUGCUGAAACCGUGAUCCCAAAUACACAGGAGGCUGUGAUCACCACCUUGACCUGCCAUUCCAACAUGCAGAACCCACGUUCACAGCAGGCUGGAAGCUUUGCCAUAUCAGAGUAUCAGCUCGGUGGACUCAAUAAAGUGAAUAUCUCUGUGGCCCAGCAGUUGGACUAUGAGAAAACCAAACAGUACAGUCUCUUACUGCGCUGCCAGAACUUUGGUGGUCUGACCAUGUAUGAGCAAAUCACACUGACCAUUGAUGUGGAGGACAGGAAUAACAAGGUUCCCUACUUUGAGGGCAUGGACUCAAAUGGCCGGUAUGCAGGCAGCGUCUCAGAGAACACCCACGCUGGGGCCACAGUCAUUGAGGUGCAGGGAUAUGAUGAUGAUGUCAGGGAGGAAUUCAGAAAUCUUCAUUUCACGCUCUCUGAUGAAAGCUACCCUGGAGUAUUGAAUGACUUUGAAAUCAAGAACUUGCCUGGAAACAAAGCUGCAAUCAUCACCAAGAAAGAAUUUGACAGAGAGAGGAAUCCUCGCUACUUUCUGACCGUUGUAGCUGAUGACAUCAGCCCAUCUGAUAGGAUUAACCACAAACCACCUGGAACACCAAACACAGCCUCUGUGGUUGUUCAAGUCGAUGUCACAGACAAGAAUGACAACCCGAUGACAUUCAAGCGGUCUUACUACAACCACACGGUGGCGGAAACUGCCAGUAUUGGGACUGUCAUAUUUGCUGUCACAGCUGAUGAUAUUGAUGAAGUUGAUCAAGGCCGCUUGAAGUAUAGUUUCAUUAACCAUGAUGAAAUUCCAUUUGAUAUUCGUGACCAGACAGGGGAAAUCAUCGUUAUAGGCUUGCUUGACUAUGAAAGUGAUCACAAAGAAUACACUUUGAUCUUAGAGUCCAGAGACAGUGAAAACUUUUAUUCAGCAACAGCAACAGUGGUCAUUUAUGUCACUGAUGAAAAUGACAACUUGCCUGUUUUUAGCAAAACUGAAUAUGUCAUUGACAACAAAGUUGUAGAGGAAGAUAUUUCUGUGUCCAAAGAGGAACCUAUGGAACUUAUUAUGGUGACAGCCACAGAUGCAGACAUCUCACGGACUAUCAAUAUGCGAUAUCAUCUUCUUGGAGAAGGCACCGAACCUGGAGACAGACAACUUUUCACGAUCAAUGAGAAAACUGGGCAGAUUUUUCUUGUAGCAGCUUUGGAUAGAGAUGAGCCAAAUGGAAAAUCAGAGUAUAUAUUCACAGUAGAGGCUUUGGAUGAAGAUGAGGAUCCUCAGAAAGGAUACACAAACAUCAAAGUGAAGCCUCUUGACAUCAAUGACAACAAACCUAUCUUUGAUGUUGAAAGGCUGACUGGUGAGGUGUAUGAGCACUCACCACCAGGUUGGUUCUGUCCUGUCAGGGACCACUGCCCAGUGAUUGCCGUGGUGAUAACUAAUGACUUUGACUUCAUGGAGAAUGCUUCGGUGGACUACGAGAUCGUCAGCAGCCCCAGCACACACUCUAACAACCCCACCACAAACUUCUUUAACAUUGACCCUGAAGGCAGGAUCUUCUCACAGUUGGAGGUGGUGGUCCGGGCGAAGGAUCGGGGGCCAGAACCCCAGACUUCCACUGCCACAGUGACCAUCAUUAUAAAAGACAUUAAUGAUAAUGCUCCAGUAUAUACCCAGAGGAUGUAUAAUGUGACAAUGUCAGAGAACUUCAAAGAGGGCAUUGUGACAGAAGUACAUGCAACAGACAGGGAUGAGAAUGAUAAUGCAGAGCUUCAGUUCUCAAUGUCUCAGAGAGUGGCUGCUGGUGGCCAUUUUAAAGUGGACACCAUUGAAAACAAAGGGGCCAUCUCCAUUUAUCGGCCUGUCGACUAUGAGAAGUUGGAAAAUCCAGUGUUUGAGUUGGAGGUUCGAGUCCAGGACAAAGAUCCUUCUCACUUUGAUACUGCUAUUGUGCGAAUAACGGUUGAAGACUUCAAUGAUAAUGCUCCUAAAUUUACAGAUGAGUUCAAAUCAGUGACAGUGGAGGAAAACCUGGAUCCAGGGCAACAGUUGGCAACAUUUCGGGCUCAAGAUUUAGAUUCUGGAAUAAAUGCUGAGUUUAGUUAUCUUAUUGAUCGAGACUCAGACCCACGGCGUGAUUUUGUUAUCGAUCCAGAAACUGGAGUAGUAACCACGCGCAAGAAGCUUGAUCGAGAGAUUGAACCCAAGGUGACAGUUCGGAUUAAGGCUGUAGAUAAAGGAGACCCAAGGCAGACUGGAACUGCCUAUCUGGAUGUUACUGUGUCUGAUGUCAAUGAUAACUUUCCAGUAUUCAAGGAUCACUAUAGACCUGUUGUGUAUGAAAAUGUGAAGCCAGGACACAAUGAUGUGCCUUUUCCAUUAACGGUCCUUGAGAUUUUUGCCAUUGACAAAGACACUGCCAUGUAUGGCCCUCCCUUCGGCUUUGCUUUACCCAACCCUUGCAAUGUUCAAGCAUGCCAGGAUUUUGCCUUAACUUUCCGUGAAUCAGGAGACUCUGACAGAGGGUCAGCAAUCAUCACCACCAGCUCAACAUUUGACCGAGAGAAGCACAGCGUCUAUGAACUUCCAAUUGUCAUGUGGGAUAUGCGAGGCACAGGCAGUCCCAAAGCACAGACAGGCACCAACACUUUGACCAUCAUCAUUGGGGAUGUGAACGACAAUCCUCACAACCCUGGCCACCAGAAUGUCUUUGUGUACAACUAUAAAGGCCAGUUUGGACCUGUAGUAAUCGGCCGUGUGUAUUGUGAAGAUUUAGAUGACUGGGAUCUACCUAACAAAACCUUCACCUUCACCUCACCGGCCAAUAUGAAAAAUUUCUUUUCUGUUGAUGAGGCUACUGGGGAAAUAACCAUGAAGAAAGGAGUGAAGUCCAACUUUGGAGGAGAGCCGUAUGAGUUCAAGGUGGAUGUUCGUGACAAGGUCAUCAAGAAGACGGUCACCAGCACGGUCUCGGUGGUGGUCAAGGAUUUGUCUGAAGAUGCAGUGCUCAAGUCUGGGGCAGUGAGGCUGGCAGGAAUGACAGCAGAAAAGUUUAUUCUGGAGCCCAAAGAUCCUCGCACAGGGAAAAGAGGUGAAAGUCUAUACACAAGGUUCAGAUUUCUCAUAGCUCAGAAGCUCGGCUUCUCUAACAUUGACAGUGUGGAGAUUGUCACUUUGUUAAGUAAGACUGACUACCUUGAGGUGAGGUAUGCAGCUCAUGCUUCUCCAUAUUUAUCUCCAGCACAGGUGGAUAAUGCCAUCAUCCUAAACCUUCUAGAUUUUGAGAACAUGGGCAUUAAAAUAAUGGUAAUUCCUAUUGAUGAGUGCCAAGAUGAGGUGUUUGAAGGUGGAUGUUACAAUCAGCUUGAAGUCACUGGCAAACCAGUGACUGUUAAUGCAAAUGGAACCAGCUUUGUGGGUGUUGAGGCCUACGUUGUGGCGGCUGAAGGAUGUGAGGCAGACAUGUUUCCAUUAAGUAAUGAUUGCACAGGCGACUAUUGCUACAAUGGCGGCACUUGUAGAAAAGAUCACUGGGGCAUGCUUUCCUGUGUGUGUAAUGAUGGCUUUGAUGGCCCAAGAUGCCAGCAGACUCACCAUCACUUCGAUGGAAACAGUGUGGCAAUGUACAAGGCUCUGCAGCAGUGUCAGAAUUCCCAGACCAGCAUUGAGUUUCUCACCAGUGAGAGGAAUGGUGUCAUUUUGUACAAUGGACCUCUGAUCAAUAUUGAUCCUUUAGAGACUCCACAAGAUUUUAUUUUACUGGAACUAAGGGGAGGCUUCCCAGUUCUUAUCAUUGAUCAUGGGACAGGGCCAACAACUCUUACUCUUGAUGGAAAGGAUGCAAGGGGGACUCAGUUGCUGCAGAGCCUCAAUGAUGGCAGAUGGCACAGAAUUGAUAUUAACCGUCAUGGCAAGGUGGUGGAGAUGGUAGUUGACAGGUGCAAUGAUGCUGUGGAUUAUAACCAGUAUGUUCUCGAUGAUCGAGCCUGUCGGGUAGAGAAGGAGACACCAGGGGAGAACAUUUUCUUGAACGUCAAUACUCAUUUACAUCUGGGAGGCAUCAGGACCACAACUCGACUCCGACACCUAGGAGGCCGGUAUAUAACUGGUUUUACUGGUUGCCUCAGAAACUUAGUUCAUAACAAAAAGAUGUACAACCUCUUCUUCAAACCAAUGCUGGGAUCGAAAACAGGAGAAAACGGGUGUCCUCCAGAAGAUAAAGUUUGUGGGAAGACGUUGCAGUCUUCGUACUGUGGGCUACAUGGAGUCUGCGAGGCUUCGUUGGACCAGCAGUACAGGUGCAAGUGUAAACCCAUGUGGUAUGGCUCCCAGUGCAAUAAACCUGCCACGGUGAAAGACUUUGACAAGAACAGCUACUACUUAUGGAAGAUGAAAAUGAAGCUCUUCAACAGUGUAUUGAUGACACGCAACCGAGAGCUAAGUGUGCAGCUGAUGUUCCGUACACGACAGUACACUGGUAUUUUGAUGGAUUUCACUGAUUCUGCCUCCUCGGAGUCGACUCAUCAUAUUCGACUACUGCUCAAUAAUGGUAAAGUUAGAUUAAUCUACAACAUGGGAGAUGGUGACAAGUUCCUGGACUUAACCUACGCCCAGGCCAACAAUGGGCAGUGGCAUCUCUUGAGAAUGGAGCGGUAUGGGCAUGAGUUCCAUCUUUAUUUGGACGGAGGCGAGGGCAGAAAUUACAACCACACACUCAAGUCUGUCGGUGAUAAAGAGCGGGAUGUGUUUGUUGUCGACAGACGAGUGUAUUCUGGCGCCUAUAAGCAGGGAAUUGGCCUGUCCUCAGUUCUUACCGAUGACCUUAUCAACACUUGUAUUCAAGAUGUGCGGGUAAAUGGUGGCUACUUUGCUAUGACCGAAGCUGAAAACGAGGACCCAGACACUUUAGCAGAAGUAGAAGAAAACCAAAACAUCAAGGAAGGAUGUACAAGAGAAAACUGUCUGCCAGGUGUUUGUGCUGUCAACAGAAUUUGUGUACCGCUAUGGGAGCAUUUUGAUUGUAUAUGUGAGUCAGGAUAUAAACUUGUGGGAGAUCAGUGCAAAUCUAGCUGUCUGCCCAAUCCCUGUUUCAACAAUGUCAGCUGCAGCAUUCAUAGAGCAGACGUGGUCUGUCAGUGUCCGCCAGGGUGGAGAGGUCGUCUUUGUGAUGAGUUGGCCCCUGAAGAAGUCAAAAGUGGAGACCUGAGCGAUGGGGCCCUUGUGGCGAUCAUCAUCUCAGUAAUUGUUGUCAUAUUCUUGGCGCUGACGGUUUUCUUCCUGUACAAGUUUUGUCCUCGCAAUGAAGACAGUGAAAAAUAUAUUCUAGAGGUUGAUCCGGAGGAUGAUAUUCGAGAAAAUGUCAUGAACUAUGAUGAGGAAGGAGCUGGUGAGGAAGACCAAGAUGCCUAUGAUAUUUCAAGGCUUCAGAAGCCAGCCUAUAUGACCUUUAUGAAGCUACAUUAUAGAAGUCAGUGUGCAUCAGGUAACAGAGCAGACGUCGGUGGCUUCAUAGAUGAUCGUAUGAAAGUCGCAGAUAACGACGAUGGUGUCCCACCUUACGACAGUGUACGAGAAUACACCUUCGAAGGGGGCACCAGUGACGCAGGCAGCCUUAGCUCACUGAACACUAGCAGCAGUGACCAUGACCACGAAUAUGACUAUCUCACCGACUGGGGGCCUAAGUUUACCAAACUGGCAACUAUGUAUGGGGCAGGAGAGAUUGUAGAAGACUGA
Messenger RNA from Candidula unifasciata, 7808 nucleotides. The record is from the annotation of a GenBank genome assembly. Lineage: Eukaryota; Metazoa; Mollusca; Gastropoda; Stylommatophora; Geomitridae.